GGAAUUAUGUUGAAAAAGUAGUAUUCUGUUUUUAUAGUUAAAAACAUAUGAAAUGUAUCUAAAAACUAAUAAAAAUUAAUAAAAUAAAUUAAUUUAAUGAUACGCAAAAGAGACUGUUGAUAUCAGCAAUAAAAAAACACAAACAUAUAUGGGAUAAGUCUCAAAAGCUGCAUUCUAACAGGAACGCUAUAAAAGGAGAAGAGACUGUUGAUAUCAGCAAUAAAAAAACAAAAACAUAUAUGGGAUAAGUCUCAAAAGUUGCAUUCCAACAGGAACGCUAUAAAAGCGUCCUGGAAAGAAAUCGCCUUGGAAAUUGGUAAAUCAGUUUCAUUCAGAUGAAGCCUGUCGACAAAACUGGAAAAAAUAUUGGACAGCAAGCGCUAUUACACUCAGAAAAAAAAACAAAAUUACAAAAAGAAUCUGCUGGCAAGUUGUCCCGAAAUUCUCCAGCAAUAAGUUCUCCAGAUUCGUUUACAUAAUCUGUAUACCCUGUGGAAUUCACUGUUUCUUUCAUAUUUAAUUUCUUUAUUUAAAAUGGAUUAUUUACGUCCUAUAUGGAACUGUUUUACAACAUUUUGUAGCUGUUUACAUUGUUCGGAAGAGUUAAACAACCAGGGGUAUGAGCCUAGUGAACGUACUCACCUUUUAGCUGAUCCAGUAAACAAUAGUCCAGCGCUUCGGAGAACAAAUUCUGAUAACAUAAGCAAUGACUACGCCCAUUCACUUCCAAAAAAAGAUGAUCAAAACGCACUUUGUCGUUUAGUUCAAAAUACUGCCAUCAAUAUGAUUGAUGUUGGUGCCAUGGACUCUCAUAAUUUGGAGCAUCAGGAAUGUGAUGAUAGAAUUAAAUUAUAUUCCCAACGUUUGCAACAACAGUGGAGUAAUGUCCAGCAUCCUUCGAAAAUGUAUACAGGUAUCUUGAAGGAUAUUUCAAACCCUGAAAGGUAUUUAGCCACUCCUGUUCUCUUUGAUGAUAUUAUACAGAUCAAUAAUGCUAUUGAACAAUUUCAUAUAGCAUUACAGGAGGUUAAAAUAGAACACAAAGAAUCUAUCGUUGUUUCGUUUAGGAUCCCCUAAUUAUACAUACAUAUACAAAUAUAAAAAAAUGUGUUUAUACGUCAUACAUGGAUUUGGUGUUUUUUUCCAUUACCAACAAAAUAUGUUUUAAUUCAUUUGUUUCUAUAUUUAAUAUAAAAACUGAUAUAUUUGUUUGCUUUUGAUAAAAAUUAACAAUAAUACACACGUAAUUCACAAAACAAAGAUGUAUUUAAAUGUGCUAAACAUACUUUGGAAAAUUUUGUUAUUAUUGAAAAUAUUAUUGUAAAAAAAUAAUAUAGAUAAAUUUCGUGUAUGAUACCAACCGUAAUAUACAUAAAAAAAUAAAUAAAUUAAAAAAAAUUAAAA
Lucilia sericata (common green bottle fly) is the source of this 1404-nucleotide messenger RNA. RefSeq lists its product as uncharacterized. Gene Ontology annotation, biological process: lysosome organization; positive regulation of TOR signaling; cholesterol homeostasis. The transcript is spliced from 7 exons. NCBI's taxonomy places the organism in Eukaryota, Metazoa, Arthropoda, Insecta, Diptera, Calliphoridae. The coding region runs from base 535 to 1077 and encodes 180 amino acids. The record is from RefSeq and is a predicted model, not a curated record. Gene Ontology annotation, cellular component: late endosome membrane; Ragulator complex; membrane raft. Gene Ontology annotation, molecular function: molecular adaptor activity; guanyl-nucleotide exchange factor activity.